This is a messenger RNA of Cyprinus carpio (common carp), 5383 nucleotides long. RefSeq names its product protocadherin gamma-A11-like. Gene Ontology annotation, molecular function: calcium ion binding. Gene Ontology annotation, cellular component: plasma membrane. Lineage: Eukaryota; Metazoa; Chordata; Actinopteri; Cypriniformes; Cyprinidae. The record is from RefSeq and is a predicted model, not a curated record. Gene Ontology annotation, biological process: homophilic cell-cell adhesion.
GAUGCACAAUGCACCUAAAAUCUUGUUAAACUCUUUUUAAACGCUAUAGGGUAAAUGGUGCUAUUGGUUUUUGAUAAACUGUAAUUGGUAAACUCUGGUUGGAUUCACUUUCUGUAAUUCUGCAUUGUAAUUUGAUUUCAUGUCUCCAUUCCUGCACUGAGAUAAUCACAAUGAAAGAUUUGUUGAUGCACCAACUACUUGCUAUUGUGUUUCUGAUCAGCAAUGACAACCAACAGAACCAGAAAUAAAGGUACAAAAGCUGUCACUGAGACGUCAGGUAUUAAAAUCAACCAUUUAUGUACAAAGGUGUACUUUUUGAUAAGGCACCACCCAGGGGCAGCUUAGUACCUUAAUUUCAGAGAGUGUAGCUCAAAUUUUUUUAUGCUGGACAGUCCAGCCCUGCUGUUGUGCCGCUCAUUGACUGUGAGAGGUGCUGUUGCCCAGGGAGACAACAGUGAGCAAAGCACAACAACUGCGUAUAGGAGGCAUUGCGUCAAACGGCAUAGAGAAAAGACGUCGAGCUGUUGUUUGUAAAUUGGAAGGGCUCGGUUUGGAAUCUUCUUAACAAUACAGAAGAGAAUUGUUUAAAUGCUCGAAUAUUUGAAAACUGGACGUGUAUGACUGCAUUUUGCUUGGAUUACUACAUUUGUAGGAUGCAGGAUAACAAAGGACUCCAGUUGAGGCGGUGUGUAAAAUGGCAAGCAGGAUACUCCAUUUUCCUUUUAUUCGUGCUGAGCGCCGUGACCGGGCAGAUUCGUUAUUCGAUUCCAGAGGAAAUGAGACCAGGAUUGUUUGUUGGAGAUGUGGCGAAGGAUCUCGGUUUGGAUGUAAAAAGGUUGGUUUCUGGCCGUGCUCGUCUCGUUAUUGAUGACAGUAGACAAUAUGUCGAGCUGAACCGCAACAAAGGACAUUUGGUGGUAAAAGAGAGAAUAGACCGAGAGCAGCUCUGCGGACAGAAAUCUCCGUGUAGUUUCGGUCUUGAGAUUUUGCUUGAAAACCCUCUGGAAUUUUUCUCGAUUACCAUCGAGAUUCAAGACAUCAAUGAUCAUGCGCCCGUUUUUUCUAAGAAAGAAAUAAUUCUCGAAAUAGGCGAGUCCACACCUGUAGGCACUAUUUUCUUGUUAGACACAGCAACUGAUCCAGAUGUUGGUUUGAAUUCUCUUCAGAGCUACAGUCUGAAACCUACUGAUAAUUUUGCUUUAAAGCAACACAGUCGCUCAGACGGCAGUAAAUAUGCAGAGAUAGUGUUGCAGUCAGUGCUGGACAGAGAGAAACAGAGCGCGCAUUCACUUAUUUUAACGGCUAUUGACGGUGGAGACCCACCGCGCUCUGGAACCGUUAAAAUAGUCAUUACUGUCCUUGAUGCCAAUGAUAAUGCACCCAUUUUUACGGAAACCAUGUAUAAAGCAAGUGUUUCUGAGAACGCAGUAAAAGGUACGUUGAUAACUAAAGUAAGUGCAUCUGAUGCAGACGAAGGUUACAAUGGCAAUGUCACGUAUUCAUUUACUCAUAUGGGAGAGGACGCGGCGCACCUCUUCCAAAUCAGUGCAGCCACUGGUGAAGUAACACUCACUGGCAAUUUAGACUAUGAAACAGUUCAGCAAUAUGAACUUAAUUUGCAGGCUAAAGACCCAUGGGGUCUAACCGGUGCGAGUAAAUUAGUAGUGGAUGUUGUGGAUGUUAAUGACAACAGCCCGUUUAUAACAAUGACAUCUUUUUCGGGUAAAAUACAAGAGGAUUCUCCGCCCGGCACAGUUGUAGCUUUAAUAAGCGUCCAGGAUUUAGAUUCCGGUAAAAAUGGACAGGUCCGUUUAAGUUUAGAACAAAUGUCUCCCUUUGCAAUUAAACCAUCACCGCGUAAAUACUACACUUUGGUCACCGAUGCACCACUAGACCGAGAAAAGGUUUCCAGUUCUAAUCUAACAUUAAUUGCGUCAGACGAGGGCAGCCCCUCAUUAUUCAGUAAAAUAACAAUUUCUUUAGAUAUUACUGAUAUUAACGACAAUGCUCCAGCCUUUAGUCAACAUGCAUAUAAAACAUAUAUAUUUGAGAAUAACUCUCCCGGAGUUUCUCUGCUGUCUCUUCAAGCAACAGACCCUGACGCAGGGCAAAACGCGCGUAUCGGAUAUUAUCUGGUAGAUACAGAUGUAAAUGGUUCUCCUGUCUCAUCGUAUUUCUCUGUUAACGCAGAAAGUGGAAUUAUCCAUGUGGUGCGAUCAUUUGAUUAUGAACAGAUGAAAGAUUUUAAAAUACACGUGAGAGCGCAAGAUGGAGGGUCUCCCCCUCUCGGUUCAAAUGCUACAGUUCUCAUUAACGUUCAAGACCAGAAUGACAACGCGCCUCAGGUUCUGUAUCCGGUCCAGUCAGGCGCUUCUGUGGUGGCUGAAAUAGUGCCUCGUUCUGCAGAUGUGGGUUACCUGGUGACUAAAGUGGUGGCUGUUGAUGUGGACUCUGGACAGAAUGCCUGGCUCUCAUAUAAACUACAGAAAGCCACAGACAGGGCGCUGUUUGAAGUGGGCUUACAGAAUGGAGAAAUAAGAACUGUGCGCCAAGUGACAGAUAAAGAUGCUGUGAAACAAAGACUCACUGUUGUAGUGGAGGACAACGGGCAGCCCUCUCGAUCAGCUACAGUCAAUGUUAACGUGGCGGUGGCGGACAGCUUCCCUGAAGUGCUCUCGGAGUUCACUGACUUUACGCACGACAAGGAAUAUAACAAUAACCUGACUUUCUAUCUGGUCUUGGCCUUGGCCGCAGUCUCAUUUCUUUUCAUAACAUGUUUGGUCGUCAUAAUAUCUGUGAAAAUCUACAGGUGGAGGCAAUCGCGACUGUAUUACAAGUCCACUCUUCCAGUUAUUCCUUAUUAUCCACCGCGUUACACGGACACUAUUGGCACAGGAACUCUGCAGCACGCCUAUAAUUAUGAGGUUUACAGAACGACCGAUUCCAGAAGGAGUGAUUGUAAGUUUGUCAGACCUGCAAGUCAGAACGUGUUGAUGGUGGAUCCUAAUUCUACAUUGACAGUGCAGCGCGCGCCCAGCGAGAAAAACAUGCUUGAUGAAUUAGAUUCGCCGGUAGAGCAAAAACCACCCAGCGCUGACUGGCGUUUCACCCAGAACCAGAGGCCCGGGCCCAGUGGGGCUGCUGCCACUCCUGAGGUUGCCAUGGGAACAGGACCCUGGCCCAACCCCCCAACCGAGGCCGAGCAGCUCCAGGCUCUGAUGGCCGCUGCUAAUGAAGUCAGCGAGGCGACCAACACUCUGGGUCCGGGCACCAUGGGUCUGAGCACCCGCUACAGCCCUCAGUUCACCCUGCAGCACGUCCCUGAUUACCGGCAGAAUGUCUACAUCCCUGGCAGCACCGCCACCCUGACCUCCAACCAGCAGCAACCCCAGCAGGCCCUGCCGCCUCCACAGGCCGCCAUAGCCGCUGCCGCUGCCCAACCUGAGCCGCCCAAAGCCGCCCAGACGCCCGCCAGCAAGAAGAAAUCCACCAAGAAAGAUAAGAAGUAGAGAGUCGUAGGUUUAGGGAGGUUAAAAUAGCUGGAUGACUCUAUUCUGUGCUGUUCUGAGGUUUGCUGGAAAUCGGUAACUGUUUAGAGAAAAAAAUUAGUGUAAAAAUAAGACAGUAUGUCAAUGUAAACCCCCUUCUAACCACUUUGUCUAUUUCACACAUGCAUUUGUUUUAAGUACUGUAAAAUUGUUUCCUGAUUCAUUGGACGUUCACAUAUUUGGAGAGAAAUUUGUUUUUCAUUCUCGUGUUUGCCAAGUUUAUGCAACUUCUAAGUGACACUAUACUCCUGCGUAUAUCAAGCCAAUAUUGUAUUUACCACAGUACUUUACCGUGAUCAUGUUAAACUGACAUCUGGACAGGAAGAGGAAAUGUAUUCUUAUAACAAUCACAUUCUUGUUUCUACAAAGACACAGUGUCCAGUGCUGUGGAUGUUGCAAUGUUUGUAAAAUGCAUCAUGGUGAUUACUUAACUUUUUGUUAUUGUUUGCUAAAAUACCACUAUGGACUCUUUUUUAAUUGAUCGUUUUAGGAGAAGUGUUGAUGUAGAUGCAAGUCAGGUGAUUAUUGCUGCAUGCUGUUUUUUGCGCUAUAGAUAAUCUCCAUAUCACCUGACAUCUAUAAACACCCCUCUUACCUUCUCACAGUGGAGGUUAGCAGUUAAACCAUCCGCUUUUAUGAUGAUUUGCAUUUGCUUUUAAAGAAUGGAUCCCCCUGUGUAUCACUGAGCCUGAGUUUGGUUGUUGUUGCUUUUUUGUAAUGUUAACGGAAUGUUUAUGGAGCAUUAGUGAAGACCGAGCCAUAAUGAGAGCGUUGUAAAACCAGUCACAAGUCCACAAGUGCCCGCAGUGGCAUAUCAUCCUUAGUAUUCAGUAUUUCCAGGUUAUCCUGAAGUGUUGAAGCUCUUUAUCAGCGCUGGUUGUACUUAGAUGGGUUAGUUAUGAUACUUUCAGUGAGUGUCUGUUGUUUUCAAAACCUCCUGACUUUGUAAUUUGCUGAUCUAGGCAGCAAUCAAGCUCAAGAAAUUACGGAUGGAAUAUGAAUACUGUUAAAAUCCAAUACCAGUUAGGAUUGAUGCUGUUUUAGGAGGCAACUUGCCCUCAUUGAAUGUGCAACAAGCACAGUAACUGUCAUUAGAGUCAGUUAUUAGAACUUUGAAAGCUGGUUCUAGAAAAUACUUAUAGUGCUAAAAUUUCAUCCAAAUGCUGGUUCCAGUUCACUUUCCCUCUGAAUACAACAGUUCUCAUACCACUGGCAUGACGUUCCUUUGUAAAUAGAAAUUUGCCCUUAAAAACCCAUGAUAUUCAGCUCAAAAGGAAUGGCUUACUACUGGAAUGUCAUUUUAUUUUACAAAAAGAAAUGCACAAAAAUAUAAAAAUGCAGAAAAAGAAGAAAAAAACAAACACUUUUGACACACUUACCAAUGUAGUUCUUUAGUACUAUGAAGGCCAACUAACGCACCUGUAAAUAAAGAGUUUAACUUACUUAUGAAAAUAAAUAGUGACACACUCUUAGUCUAGAAGUUGUGAUGUUAUGCAUAUAUUUUUGUGUUCAUCUUCCUCUUUUCCUGUCACUUUUCCAUGAGAAGACACAAAAAGGAGGGCAAAUAGACCUAAAGUCCUCCGUUAUUAAUUUUGUGCUCUCUGUCAUGCUUACAUGUGAAAAUGCUUCUUAAUGUCUAUAUGAAGAAUCUGAAUAGAUCUAUUAUCUGUGUGUGUGCUGAUGCUGUAAUCCUGCUGUAACAUCUCUGAUAAGACGCUUUGAGUCCCGGCUCCUGUGUGCUACUUGCAUUUUAUAUGCUAAUAUUUAUAUUGCUGUAUUAUUUUUUUGUUUCUUUUCCUGAACACUGACAUUUCAAAUAAAAGGUUCUCAAAUUA